CUCUCUCUCUCUGUCUCUUUCACUCACUCUCUUUCUCUCUCUCUCUCACACACACACACACGCACAUAGCAGGAAAAUGGCAGAAGCCAGUAUCUCAGUAGAUCAAGAUCAGUUCAUUUGUCCAGUGUGCCUGCAUCUUCUAAAGGAUCCAGUGACCACUCCUUGUGGUCACAGUUACUGUAAGGAGUGUAUUAAUGGCUACUGGGAUCGUGAGGAUGUUAAGAAAGUCUAUAGCUGCCCCCAGUGUAGAGAGACGUUCACUCCAAGGCCUGUCCUACGCAGGAACAACAUGCUGGCUGAAGUAGUAGAGAAACUGAAGGAGACUGAACUCCAGGCUGCUUUUCCUGCUCAUUGUUACGCUGGACCUGGAGAUGUGGAGUGUGGUUCCUGCACCGGGAGAAAACGCAAAGCCAUUAAUUCCUGUCUGGAGUGUCAGGCCUCCUAUUGUGGAGAUCAUCUUAAACCUCACUAUCAGUCUCCAGCAUUUAAGAAGCACAAGUUACUGAAAGUCUUUGCAGAGCCCCAAGAAAAGAUCUGCUCUCAGCAUGACAAACCGAUUGAGAUCUACUGUCGUACUGACCAAAGCUUCAUCUGUUACUUGUGCACGAUGGAUGAUCAUAAAGCUCAUGAUACUGUUGCAGCAAAAAAAGAAAGAACUCAAAAGCAGAAUGAUCUAAAGGAGGAGCAGAUGAAAUACAAACAGAGGAUCCAGGAAAAUCAGAGUAAGGUGCAGGAGCUGAAACAGACUGUAGACACUAUUAAGAUGUGUUCACAGGCAGCAGUAGAUGAAAGUGAGAGGAUCUUUAUUGAGCUGAUCAGCUCCAUGGAGAAUAAGCGUUCAGAGGUGAAAGGGCUGAUCAGAGCUCAAGAGGAAGCUAAAAUGAGUCAAGCUAAACUACUCCUGGAGCAACUGGAGCAGGAGAUCGCUGAUCUCAAGAGAAGAGUCACUGAGCUGGAGCAGCUUUCACACACAAACAAUCACAUCCACUUCCUCCAGACUUUCCAGUCUCUCCGUGUUUCUCCUGGACAUGAGGACUCACCCAGCUUCACUGUUAAUCAGCCUCUCUCAUUUGAUGGCGUAAGGAAAUCUCUCUCUGAUCUGAAAAAACAAGUCGAGGAAAUCUGUGAGCAGGAAUUCAACAAAAUCCAUCCACAUGAUUUCUUUUACCUGACUCUGGAUCCCAACACAGCACAUCAUGAACUUGUUUUAUCUGAGAAGAACAGAGCAGUGGCUCUUACUGAAACAAAUCAGCGGUACUCUGAUCAUCCAGAGAGAUUUGACUACUGGACUCAGGUGUUGUGUAAGGAGAGCGUGUGUGGACGCUAUUACUGGGAGGUAGAGUGGAGCGGUGGUGGUGUGGAAAUAUCAGUCUCGUACAAAAAGAUCAUGAGGAAAGGAGAGAGUUAUGAGUGUGCUUUUGGAUGCAAUAGUCAGUCCUGGAGUCUGCAGUGUUCUUCUUCCUCUGUCUUUUAUUGGCACAACAACAUUCAGACUGAGCUACAAGGUCCAGCAUCCUCCAGAAUAGGAGUGUAUGUGGAUCACAAAGCAGGAACUUUGUCCUUCUACAGCAUCUCCAACACGAUGAGGCUCCUUCAUAGAGUCCACACCACAUUCACUCAGCCUCUAUAUGCUGGGUUCAGGAUGUGGAGUUGUAACUCAACUGUGAGGUUAUGUAAUAAAAAGUGAAAUGUUGGUAAAAGUCUUCAGUAAAAUUAUAACUGUG
Messenger RNA from Clarias gariepinus (North African catfish), 1724 nucleotides. Its product is annotated as tripartite motif-containing protein 16-like. Lineage: Eukaryota; Metazoa; Chordata; Actinopteri; Siluriformes; Clariidae. The coding region runs from base 77 to 1687 and encodes 536 amino acids. The record is from RefSeq and is a predicted model, not a curated record. The transcript has 5 exons. Gene Ontology annotation, molecular function: zinc ion binding; protein binding.